AUGUCUCUGUUGGCAGCUGUGCUGCUGCUCUGGGGUAAGAUAGAUGUCCUGGGGCCUAGAACCUCUGGGCCCUUGCUUCUUUGCACUCCAGAUACUGACCAUGAACCUAGUCUAUGGGCAGAGCCUCAGUUCCUGGAGAAACCUUGGGCCAACCUGACACUAACAUGUGAGGCUGACACACUUACCAGAGACUUCCAGCUGCUCCUGAAUGGGCAGUCCAAGACUGAAGUCAAUCUUGACAAACAUGUCAUGUCCUACAAGUUCUCGCUGGGAGGAAUUACAAGCAAGAACGUGGGCCUCUACCGCUGCCGAUACAGUGUUGAUAUGUUUGUCCCAAUUACCAACCUAACGGAGAUGCACAAGUGGUCCAUGCUAAGCAAUCUUGUGGAGGUAACAGGAAAAGAACCCUUGCCCCAGCCCUGGCUUUCUGCUGCGCCAGCAUCCUGGACCAUACCCUCCAUGGGCACAUACCUGCUGUGCAAGACGCCUCUGCUGGGUGUAACCUUCGUGGUAAAGCAGGAAAAAGAGGGUGGUUUGGUGAGAUCAACCAAAGCCCAGAGGAAGGGAACAGCUUACUUUUCAGUCUUCACACCUGGCAGAUACAGCUGCAGAUACCAAACUCAUGACACAGGUGAACUUUCUGAGCCCAGUGAUAUUGUGACCAUCAAGGAAUUAGCCAGACCACCUCCGCCCAAUCUGUAUUUUAUGGAAAAUUACCCAGUGGUCAAGCACCAGAGCACACCAGAGACCCUUGGCUGCAGAGCUCCUGUGAACGCAGCUGAAAUCCAACUCAGGCUGGGAGAGAAGGUGCUGGAUUUUCCUAGGGUCUGCUUCGUCCGAUACUUUUGCCUGUUCCACCUGAACUUUAAGCACCUGGAUGGCCAAGGCCCUUUCACCUGCCGUUACCUCAUACACAGAAAUUUAGAACUCUGGUCUGAAGACAGCAAGCCCAUAGAGCUCAUGUGGACUGAUGAGAAACUGAUGGCACCAGUGCUCACUGUAAAACCUUCAAAAGAGAUCUUUAUGCCUCGUUCGACGGUGCAUCUUCUCUGUUCCGCACCGAAGGGCAAGACGGGCCUGAGCUUUGGCCUGCAACGCCAGGGCCAACAUCAUCGGUUCUCCCUGGUCCAGAUGCUGAAAACGGCUGGAACUGCAGCUGUCUUUGAGCUGAGCAAUCUCUCAACAAUAGAUUCUGGCAACUACAGUUGUAUCUACAUGGAACAAACACCACCCUUCUCAGGAUCUCCUUCCAGUGAGACCGUGGAGCUGCGUGUGGAUGGGCCACCACCCCAGCCAAAGCUUGAAGCUCUGUGGACAGGCAAGGUGGCCCUAGGCCGUGAAGCCCACUUUCUCUGCCAUGGCCAUGUGCAUAAGGUCAGCAUGGAUCUGGUAAAGGAGGGCAGUGAGAUGCCCUCCUCCAUCAGUUAUGCGAUAACAAGCACCUCGGCUAUUCUGAAAUUGGUCUCCGUGGGUCCCCAACAUAGAGGCAACUACAGCUGCCGCUAUGCCUCCAUGUCACCCUUCACAUUUAAGUCAGGGAACAGCAACCCUGUGGAGCUUCUAGUAGAAGAUAGCUGAUAUGGCAACAGAUACAGGAAAGCAUCCUGGAAAGCAUUGAAGAUGGGGACAACUCCUACUCUCCCUAAUGUAGCAUGACUCUACAUCAAUCUCCCUGGAUUUAAUAAAGGUCAAGCAACAGUGUA
Molecule: messenger RNA, 1703 nt
Organism: Acomys russatus (golden spiny mouse)
Lineage: Eukaryota; Metazoa; Chordata; Mammalia; Rodentia; Muridae
Product: alpha-1B-glycoprotein-like
Exons: 7
Coding region: 1-1578 (525 amino acids)
Cellular component (GO): plasma membrane
Source: RefSeq, a predicted model, not a curated record